Messenger RNA from Zophobas morio, 2631 nucleotides. RefSeq names its product calcium homeostasis endoplasmic reticulum protein (gene scaf6). Gene Ontology annotation, molecular function: RNA binding. The transcript is spliced from 9 exons. The coding region runs from base 190 to 2523 and encodes 777 amino acids. The record is from RefSeq and is a predicted model, not a curated record. Lineage: Eukaryota; Metazoa; Arthropoda; Insecta; Coleoptera; Tenebrionidae. Gene Ontology annotation, biological process: intracellular calcium ion homeostasis; RNA processing. Gene Ontology annotation, cellular component: perinuclear region of cytoplasm.
CGCUACGCUUUCAUUAUUAUUGUUUAUUUUUGUUGUUUUCGUCUAAAAUUACGCCGCUCGAUCGACGUUGGCAGCCCUGCCUGUCAUUGUUGGUAAACUGCAUCAAGCGUUGUCAAUUUUUAAACAAACCCAUAUUUUGCGAAAAAAGUGCUUUUUUUAACAUAAACAAUGUUUUGAUUCGUAGAUAUAAUGGACCUGCCUCAGCCUCCACAAGAUACAGAAUUAAGAAAUAUAAUCGACAAACUCGCCCAGUUUGUCGCCCGAAAUGGCCCAGAAUUUGAACAGAUGACCAAAAACAAGCAAAAAGGCAACCCGAAGUUUCAGUUUUUGUACGGCGGUGAAUAUUUUAACUACUACCAGUACAAAGUGACAACAGAGCAAGCAGUGUUGAAGCAGCAGGGGAUUAUUGAGAAUAGCCCGAGUAAUUGGAAUUCUCCUUCUGCGAUGCAUAAUUCUGAAGUGGAUCAGCUUACAAUUCAGCAGGAUAGCUUGAGGGAGCAGAUUAAGCAGAGCGAGCAGAAUUUGUCGGCGCAGCAUACCGUGCUUUUGCAGCAGCAGCAAGCUCAAGCUGAGGCUGUAGUGACAAAGUGCGAAAUCGCGGGGUUGCAGAAAGAAGCGGAUUCUAGUGAUAUUAAUCUGCAGGACAUUUAUAACAUUUUGCAACCUAUUAUAGAUAGUUGUACGAAGGAUAGUAUAAGUAACGGGAAAUCGUGGUUUCUACAGCACGCCACUAAUAAAGAUCAGGCUUACUGCAUAGUCCAUUGUCUACUUGCCAAAGUGAUUGAAGCGUCCGCGUUUUCGCAAAAACUACACAUCAUUUAUUUAGUGAACGACCUUUUGCAUCAUUGUUUCAGCGCUAGGAAAAACGCCCACGACCUCAAAGAAGCGCUGGAGUCGGUCGUGGUACCCAUGUUCUGCAACGCGCACAUCAGCGCGUCCGAAGAACAGAGAGCCAAGCUAGAAAAGUUGUUAAAACUGUGGGAAUCCAAAGCUAACUACCUUGACCCGAGCACAGUGGAAAAAAUGCGCCAACCCACCCAAAGCUACCAGCAAUACCAAUCUCAACAAAUGAUGAAAUACAGCUCAGAAAUCACCUCAUUGGCUCAACAAACUAAAGCCACUUAUGACAGUUACCAAGCCCAACACCAGGCUUUCGUCUGUCACGCUAUGCAACAAAUCGCGGAUUUGCAGCAACAGAAGCAAGCUCUCGAGCAGCCGCAGCCGCAACCGCAACCGCAGCCGCCCCCCAUCCAAAACACCAACAUAAUCCCGCUCGAGACGAUCCAAGCCAGCCUGCAGCAAACCAUUCAGAAUCUAAGUCAGCAGAACAGCGCCACCACUCAGAAUCCACCGACGACUCCGAACUUUCCAAUACAGACAAUGAACCCUCCGCCCGCUCAGCCCCCAAAUGACUUUGUCCCGAUGAAUCCGUCUAUACCGCCCCCGAACAUGACGACACUGCCGCCGCCGCCGCUGGGCCAGAGUCCCGGUUUGCCCACCAACGGGAUGGACAAUCCGUUCUCGCAGCCGCCUCCAGGCUAUUUCCCUCCGCCGGGAGUUUUUCCCGACUUUUCCAAACCGCCGCCGGGGUUCGCGCCGAACCCCGAGCCGCCGGCCGUCGAGGAGCUGAUGCCGACGGCGCCCUACUACGACCUCCCCGCCGGACUUAUGGUUCCGCUGAUUAAGUUGGAAGAUACAACAUAUAAACCGUUAGAUCCUAAAGAUAUUAGGUUGCCACCACCAGCGCCCCCUAGCGAUCGCCUCCUGGCCGCUGUGGAAGCCUUUUAUUCACUCCCCAGCCACGAACGGCCCCGAGACAGUGAAGGUUGGGAAAAGCUAGGUUUGUAUGAAUACUACAAGGCAAAGAAUAAUGCGAAACGUGAAAAAGAAGAGCAGAUCGCCGCCGGUCUCCGAGAAAAAUCUCGUAGUCCCAGUCCGAUCGUACUGCCAGUCGAAAAAGAGCCGUCUCCCCCUAAGCGAAGGUACACGAGUAAAUCGCCUUCGCCUCCCGCCAGAGGGCGCCGUUCCAAAUCCCGAUCUAAGUCGAGGUCGAGGUCGAGGAGUCCGAGGACGCCGCGCCGAAGACACUCGAGGAGCGGCCGAAGGCGGCGAAGCGUCUCGAGGUCGCUGUCGAGGUCCCCGAUCCGGCGAUCGCCGUCACCGCCGCCGCCGACGUUAGGUUUUAGUGCGCCGAACUUUGUGCGGAACGAAAGACAAGAAAUCGAUUCUUCCAAUAAGGGACAUCAAAUGUUGAGGAAGAUGGGGUGGGGUGGGAGCGGUUUGGGGGCUAACGAACAGGGGAUCGAUGCGCCUAUUUCCGGGGGGGACGUUCGUGAUAGGCAGGACCAGUUUAAGGGUGUGGGGUGUAAUUUGAACGAUCCGUAUGAAAACUUUAGGAAAAACAAAGGGGCCGCGUUUAUAACGCGAAUGAAGGCGCGAGCUGAGGAGAGAGCCAAUGAGAUCGUCAUCGCAAAAGUACCUAAAACCAAUCAAACAAGAAAUAUUUCCAGAUACAAUGAAUGACCGUUUGUAUAUUUUAUUAUGCACAAUAUAUUUAAUGUAUUGUAAAAAUAGUGUAUAUAAGCACAAUGUACAAAAUUACAUCAGACUAAUAAACAUGUUAUUUUUAAA